AUGGCAUCUGCAGUAGCGGCACAAGUUCAGUCCAACCCAGCUUCAGCUCCGCAGCUGCAGAGGGGAAUAGUGAAGAUGGUAGGAGAGCACAAGGGACACAAUCCUGAGCAGGCCAGACUGUGUGAUUUGGAGGACCAAGCCAAGGCUGCUAAAAAGGGUCUGUGGACUGAGGGUGGAGGCGCACACACCGUUCGAGAUUUGAAGUAUACCAUCGAGAACCCUCGCAACUUUGUGGACUCCAUCCACCAGAAACCAGUCAACGCCAUUAUUGAACAUGUGCGUGAUGGCUGCAUAGUACGGGCGCUGCUUCUGCCCGACUACUAUCUGGUGACAGUCAUGCUGUCUGGAAUCAAGUGCCCUACGUUUAAACGGGAGGCAGAUGGCAGCGAAACCAUUGAGCCUUUUUCAGCAGAGGCAAAGUUCUUCACGGAGUCACGACUUCUUCAGAGAGAUGUGCAGAUCAUUUUGGAGUCCUGUCCCAACCAAGUCAUUCUGGGGACCAUCUUGCACCCGAAUGGGAACAUCACAGAGUUGCUGUUGAAGGAAGGCUUUGCACGUUGUGUGGACUGGUCCAUGGCUGUGUACACCCAGGGUGCUGAGAAACUCAGAGCAGCAGAACGAUCAGCGAAAGAGCGUAAAGUGAGAAUCUGGAAGGACUAUGUAGCUCCCACAGCCAAUAUGGACCAGAAGGACAGACAGUUUGUAGCAAAGGAGAAGAACAAGGACAAAGACAAGCGUUUCCGUCCGCUCUAUGACAUUCCUUACAUGUUUGAGGCACGGGAAUUCUUGAGAAAGAAGCUCAUUGGCAAGAAGGUUAAUGUCACAGUCGAUUACAUCAGAGCUGCCACCAGUGCCAUGGAAACGGGUGGCGUCCCGGCUUUCCCAGAGCGCACCUGUGCUACAGUGACCAUUGGAGGAAUAAACAUUGCUGAGGCUCUGGUCAGUAAAGGUCUCGCCACAGUGAUCAGAUACCGUCAGGACGACGAUCAAAGAUCUUCCCAUUACGACGAGCUCUUGGCUGCAGAGGCAAGAGCGAUAAAGAAUGGCAAAGGACUUCAUAGCAAGAAAGAAGUGCCCAUUCACAGGGUGGCAGACAUUUCAGGGGAGACACAGAAGGCGAAACAGUUCUUGCCAUUCCUGCAGAGAGCGGGCCGCUCUGAGGCUGUGGUGGAGUACGUGUUCAGUGGCUCUAGACUCAAGCUCUACAUGCCCAAAGAAACAUGUCUCAUCACCUUCCUGCUCGCUGGUAUCGAGUGUCCCAGAGGGUCUCGAAACAUGCCAAGUGGGAUGCAGGUGGCAGAGCCGUACAGUGAGGAAGCCACGAUUUUCACCAAAGAGCUAGUUCUUCAGAGAGAGGUGGAAGUGGAGGUGGAGAGCAUGGAGUUUAGAGCUGCAUUAAACAAUGCCCUUCUGCACUUAAACAGAACCGGCCACAUCCAGAUUCCCGUCGGCCUGAACCGUGUGCCUACAAAACUACACAUCCACACCAUCAGAGAGCCUCGGCUCUGGGCCAAUUAUGAAGAGAAACCAAAAGAAGAGGUGGCUCAGCUCACAGAGGAGAAGGAACGUGUGGCGAAAUACCGAGCCGUCUAUGUCACCGAAAUCACAGAUGGACUGCACUUCUUCGCACAGGAUGUGGAAACCGGUACUAAGCUGGAGAGCCUGAUGGAGAGCAUGCGAGGAGAGAUAGCCGCCCAGCCUCCAGUAGAAGGAUCCUUUACCCCACGUAGAGGGGAUUUCUGCAUUGCAAAAUUUGGUGACGGAGAAUGGUACAGAGCUCGCAUUGAGAAAGUUGAAUCUCCAGCAAAGGUUCACGUUUACUACAUCGACUAUGGAAAUAGAGAGAUAUUAUCCUCCACACGUCUUGCAGCCCUUCCUCCAGCCUUCAGCACGCGUACGCUUCUUCCACAGGCUACAGAAUACACAUUUGCCUUCAUUCAGGUCCCACAGGAUGAAGACGCACGGACCGACGCCGUGGACAGUGUGGUCAGGGACAUUCAAAACACACAGUGUCUGCUGAAUGUUGAAUACAGUGGAAUUGUCUGCCCGCACGUCACGCUGCAGUUUGCUGACUCGAAAGAUGAUGUGGGUCUGGGUCUGGUGAAAGAAGGCCUUGUAAUGGUGGACGUACGGAAAGAGAAGCACCUCCAGAAAAUGGUAAGUGACAAACAUGCGCAUGCAUCUAAUACAAGAACCCAAAUA
This is a messenger RNA of Sinocyclocheilus grahami, 2202 nucleotides long. RefSeq names its product staphylococcal nuclease domain-containing protein 1. Gene Ontology annotation, molecular function: nuclease activity; RNA binding. Gene Ontology annotation, cellular component: cytosol; nucleus. Gene Ontology annotation, biological process: mRNA catabolic process. The transcript is spliced from 19 exons. The record is from RefSeq and is a predicted model, not a curated record. The annotation marks the transcript as partial. NCBI's taxonomy places the organism in Eukaryota, Metazoa, Chordata, Actinopteri, Cypriniformes, Cyprinidae.